Messenger RNA from Rhagoletis pomonella (apple maggot), 1526 nucleotides. Its product is annotated as required for meiotic nuclear division protein 1 homolog. Gene Ontology annotation, biological process: positive regulation of mitochondrial translation. The coding region runs from base 183 to 1427 and encodes 414 amino acids. NCBI's taxonomy places the organism in Eukaryota, Metazoa, Arthropoda, Insecta, Diptera, Tephritidae. The record is from RefSeq and is a predicted model, not a curated record. The transcript has a single exon.
AUUUAGUACUUAUUUACAACAAAAAUAAAAGGAGUUUUUGUUCAACCGGUCAUUAACUGAACAUACUUACCUCACCAUCUUUUUGUUGGAAGCCGGCUGUAGAUUUUUUUGUUAAGAAGUGCACAUGAUUAUGAAAUUUACAAAAGUCUAAAUCAAUAAUAAACUAAAAUUUCCUCAAGAACAUGAAUUUUGCACGUCUUAUAUUUACUAGAAGCGCUGGAGGCACAGGCUUAACGCAGAAGGUGACUGGAAUCUUCUAUCGGCAAAUCACCUUUGGCAAUGUCCAGCGUGCUUCACAGAAAUCUCUGACGCAAUUUGAAUCAAAACCGAAGCAAUUUGAGUUGAAGCUUCCAACACCAUUGACACACAGUCGAAAAGCGGCACAACAGGCGGCAGCAGGUGCUUCGGUAGCGCAAGUUCUUAAGAAACGCACCGUUCGCAAGAAGUGGGAUGACCACCUCUUCGAAGACUUGUCCGCGGAGGGUUUCUUCAACGUGUCUGCAUUUACAACUGCCGAAGAAUAUGAUCUGGAGGCACUCAUGAAAGGUUUAAACGAACAGAAUUUGUACACUGUCAAAAAAUACUUCUCCACAGAUAAUCUCGGCCUGGAACAGAAUGUGCUGUACGCUUCAGCGAAAUAUCCUGUAGGCAAGGAGGCACGGGAUAUAAUUAUCUUUCGCGAAGGAUCAGUGGUAUUGUGGAAUUUCAAUGACAUUGAAACCAAUAAUUUGUUAUCAUUUUUGCGUCCGUACGAGAAGGACCCUUAUUUAAGCCCACUAGUUCGCGGGGAAAGCGAGGUGAUGCCCUACAUGUACAUUCCAUCAACUGCGGUUGAUGUGGAAGGAGACUUGGUAUCUGCGUCAGAUACGGAAGUCGCACGUGCUUUCUUUCACAAUGGCAAAUUUUUCCUCGCGCCCGAGGGUGAUAAUUUUCUGCAGAAGUACACAUUCUCCAACGCAAUGGCAACUUCAAUAAAACUGGGCAUGUGGGAAGCCAUGCUCGAUCGUUAUAUUGAUUCAAUCGAAUAUCUCACAGAUGACCUGAAACGAGGACGACGCAUACGCAUGUCCCGUGCCGAGGUGUUGCGUAAAACAGGAGAACUCUUUGCUUUACGGCACGAGAUCAACUUGGCAUCGGAUUUGUUGGACACACCAGAUUUUUAUUGGGAUCGUGAAGAGUUGGAAGCAUUGUACCUGCAAGUUUGUUCAUAUUUCAGUAUUUCACGGCGAACAAAAGUGAUGAAUGAGAAGAUUAAUCACUGUGUAGAAUUGGCAGAGUUAAUAUCGCACAAUUUGAAUGACGCACAUCACAUUCGUUUGGAAUGGAUGAUAAUUAUUUUGAUUAUGGUGGAAGUUGGAUUUGAAAUCAUGCACUAUAUGGACCGAUUUUAUAAUAAAGAGACGGACGGCGCUCCUGUGUUACACUGAUAACAAGACAACUAACCGCAUUUAAGUUGAAAUAAUUAGAAUUGUUGAAUGUUUUUAUUGUUAGGCAAAUACAUAAAGUUUUUAACAUUUUUCACAAAA